CUCGACAAUGGCCGCCGUUACAUGACUGUGUGAGGAGGCGGGGCUUUAAUUUAACAAUUGAGGCGCUUCACUGGGUUGCAGCCAAUAAGUAUCGGUGAUAAGCGAGCGCAUCUGCUUGCCGCUGCAGCCUCGCUUCCUCUGGCCGGAUGUGCGGGAGCCAGAACCCCGGACUCCAAUGACAUUUGUACCGGAGGCGCCGCUGGCGGGGACGCCACCGACUCAGAUCUCAUCCAUGUGAGGCUGAUGUUUGCACCCGGAGAGUCCCCAGGAGCUUCAUUGCGCCUCCCCUUCACCUCCAUUACCUCUCCCUGUGUGAAGGGGCAUGCCUUCUGUACCCAGCCUUAGCAGUAAGGAGAUGUUGACAGGACAGAGGCUAUGCCAUUCAAAGUCCCACCAGGACUCUGUUCUCUCUGCCCUCAACCAGCAGAGGAAGGACGGCCUGCUGUGCGACAUGACGCUUGUCGCUGGUGAGCAAAAAUUUCACGCCCACAAAGCGGUCCUGGCAGCAUGCAGCGAUUAUUUCAGGGCCAUGUUCAGCCUUUGCAUGGUGGAGAGUGAGGCAGAUGAAGUGACUCUGCAAGGAGUGACCAGCGUUGGGCUGAAGCAUGCUUUAGAUUUUGCCUACACAGGACAGAUUCUGCUGGAGCCGGCUGUUAUCCAGGACGUCCUGUCUGCAGGCAGCCACCUUCAGCUGCUGGAGCUCCUCAGCCUCUGCUCACACUACCUCAUCCAGGAACUAAGCAGCGUGAACUACCUGGAGCUGUACCGGGUGGCUGACCUCUUCCACCUGCCCGCCUUGGAGCAGGCCGUGGUGGGCUACCUGGUGGAACACCUGUCUGAGCUGAGCCAGGGCCGGCAGGACGAGGCUCUGCAGCUGCCCUUCCGCCUCCUCAGAGAAGUGCUGAAGAGCGACCGCCUCACCUCGCUCAGCGAGGAGGAGAUAUGGAAAUUGGUGGUUCUGUGGCUGGAACAUGACUGUCGCUACCAGUACACCGAGGAUCUUCUGCAGCACGUCCGCUACGGCCUGAUGGACGUCCCCACCCUGCACCACCUGGCCCAUGGCCAUCCUCUUGUUCAAACCAGCCCCACUGCUGCCGCCCUGGUGGAUGAGGCCAUGGACUACCACCAUGCCACCUUUGCUCAGCCGCUCCACCAGUCGGCUCGCACCCGGCCCCGCUUCAAGUCCCUAACCCUCUACAUAGUGGGUGGCCGUAAGCGGGAGGUGAGCAGGGUGAGGGAGCUGCGGUACUUCAGCCCGUCGGGUCAGGAGCACGUUCGUGUGGGAGGAGGGUCGAACUGGAGCGAGCUGGCGCCCAUGCCCACGGGCCGCAGUCACCAUUGUGUGGCUGUGAUGGGCAACUUCCUGUUUGUUGUGGGUGGAGAGGUGGAGCAUGCCACCGGGAGGACGUGUGCAGUGAGAACUGCAUGUAGAUAUGACCCCAGGAGCAACCAUUGGACAGAGAUCGCCCCCAUGAAGGCCUGCAGAGAACACUUUGUCCUGGGGGCUUUGGGCCAGUACCUUUAUGCAGUGGGGGGCAGGAAUGAGCUGAGGCAGGUGCUGCCCUCUGUGGAGCGCUACUGCCCCAAGAGGAACAAAUGGAUGUUUGUCCAGGCCUUUGACCGCUCACUGUCCUGCCAUGCUGGCUGUGUGGCUGAAAACCUGCUCUGGGUAUCAGGUGGAGUUACAAACACUGCUCAGUACCAAAAUCGUCUGAUGGUGUACGACCCAGAACAGGACCAGUGGUUGGCCCGCAGCCCCAUGCUGCAGAGGCGAGUCUAUCAUGUCAUGGUGGCCGUGAGGAGGAACCUUUAUGUGCUCGGAGGAAACGACCUGGACUACAACAACGACCGCAUCCUGGUCCGCCACAUCGACUCCUACGACAUGGACCUGGACCAGUGGACCCGCUGCUCCUUCAGCCUCCUCACAGGUCAAAAUGAGUCUGGGGUGGCCGUUCAUGAUGACAGGAUCUAUGUGGUUGGAGGAUACUCCAUUUGGACCAAUGAGCCGCUGGCGUGCAUUCAGGUGCUGGAUUUAAGCACAGAGGGGAAAGAGGAGGUGUUCUACGGGCCAACGCUGCCAUUCGCCUCCAAUGGGAUAGCAGCAUGUUUCCUCCCUGCCCCGCACUUCACCUGCCCAAACCUGCAAACUCUACAAGUGCCCCAUCACAGGAUUGGUGCCGUUUAACCACACAGACUCUGAACUGAGAACUCUGGACGGCCAGAGCUGCAAACAAGCUGGAACUGACUCAGUUUAGACACACAAAAAUAUAGAAAAUACUGUACUUAUUCACAAGAGCCACAAGGCUUUUAUGAGGAGGUCGCUGCCAGGUCAAUGGGGCAAAUUUGCAUUUCCUUUCCAAAGGCGGAUGUUGUGUAAAUCUGAGGGAAGCCUUCAGAGGAAAGACGACAAUCGUGGAAACAGGUGAAGUACAGGUGGACGACAAAGAUUGAUGAGCUCACUAACUAAUACGAGAUAUUUCAAGACAGAAACUCUUGCAAGCCUUUAUAGGGCUAUAACAUAUUUGAUUUUUGAGCUAAAAACACAUUUAAUCUUCUAAUAACUUUUGUGUCCUGAAAAACCUUCAUCUUUUGCUAAAGUUGUAUUAGAAAUGUGCAUGAACUCCUGUUUUUAUAUAAAUGAGGUCAAACUUCAUCAAAAGAUGAACCUGUAAAAGGAGCGACACACUGCUGAAUGUGUGCUGUGACCUGUGGAUGCAACGCUUCGGUUUUUCUCAGGACCUAAAACAGCUCAUGUUUAAGACGAAUGUGAGGAUAAGGGAGGAACAUGUCAGAGAGGAUUGUGUGGAGUCUCACAAACUCCAUCUAACAUGGGAGAAAUGUGAUGCACUUCCCCUGUCUGUCCAAAGCAACACGUCUGCCUGAAAAUGGGCAGAAUAAAGAUGUAGUAAAAGAACA
Messenger RNA from Oryzias latipes (Japanese medaka), 2916 nucleotides. RefSeq names its product kelch-like family member 32 (gene klhl32). The record is from RefSeq and is a predicted model, not a curated record. Lineage: Eukaryota; Metazoa; Chordata; Actinopteri; Beloniformes; Adrianichthyidae. Gene Ontology annotation, molecular function: protein binding.